GCGGAGGGACGAUGCGCGAGUACAAAGUGGUGGUGCUGGGCUCGGGCGGCGUGGGCAAGUCCGCCCUGACCGUGCAGUUCGUCACCGGCACCUUCAUCGAGAAGUACGACCCCACCAUCGAGGACUUCUACCGCAAGGAGAUCGAGGUGGACUCGUCGCCGUCGGUGCUGGAGAUCCUGGACACGGCGGGCACCGAGCAGUUCGCCUCCAUGCGGGACCUGUACAUCAAGAACGGCCAGGGCUUCAUCCUGGUCUACAGCCUGGUCAACCAGCAGAGCUUCCAGGACAUCAAGCCCAUGCGGGACCAGAUCAUCCGCGUGAAGCGGUAUGAGAAAGUGCCGGUCAUCUUGGUGGGAAACAAAGUGGACCUGGAAAGUGAGAGAGAGGUAUCAUCCAAUGAAGGCAGAGCCCUUGCUGAGGAGUGGGGCUGCCCCUUCAUGGAGACGUCAGCGAAGAGUAAAACGAUGGUGGACGAACUGUUCGCAGAAAUUGUUCGGCAGAUGAACUACGCUGCGCAGCCCGACAAGGAUGACCCAUGCUGUUCUGCAUGUAACAUACAAUAGCAUUCGAAUAUGGCUGUCCUGGACAGGAUCGGCCGCUACCCGAGGCGAGACACACCUCGGCUCCUUCCCUGCGGAGUCGGCAGGGUGCGUGGUGGGAGUCUGCAGUGAAGUGCCACCCUUUAUUCAGAACUGAGCAGGGAUGGUUAAUUGAUAUCUCUGAGUAACAUUUGGGUUCAGUCAGCACAGUUGUCGCCGGUGUCCUCAGCCUCCUUCCUGCACCUGUAGCUUUGAGGCAUAGCCAGGUGACCUGCAGGGUGAUCUCAUUGGAAAAGCUAUGAUGGCAUUGCCGCUGAGCUGACAGGAGCAACUAUUGCAUAAAUUAAAAAUAACCUUGAGGGAGAAACCAGAAGAAUUCCAAGGCCCUUGGCAAUUAAAAUAUUUUGUCUUCUUAAAAAAAAAAAAAAUAGUAAAGGAGAAAUAUUUUCCUACGUGAGUACUGAAUUCCAGGAAUUGGGAGUCUUCUAACCCAUGUAUUCCAUCAAGUGAAGUACGACAGCUGACCUGCCCACAGCGUUACAGGGAGAGACUCUGCUCAGCUGACACAUUUUUGUUUUUCAAAAGUGAUGCUGAAUUGUAGAUGUUACCCUCAUUUGCGAUAUCGGACUAACUCCUGCACCGAUCCUUGAUAGAGAAAAAAAAUCAGAACGGGUCGUGUGAACAUACAGCCUGGCUUUUGAAUGUUAGGUCAUCUGUAUUACCACAGGAGAGGGAGGCUCUCAAAGGGUUUGGUCAGAAUUAAAACCCCCACCAACCCUCUGCUGAGCAAGCAGGGAAGGGAAGGUCUGUGACAUUGCUGAACACGAAGGAAGCAACUGUGAUGCCAAGAAAUUGCCUAGCCUUACUCAGAAGCAGCAUCCUGGUAGGUAAACCAGCACCGUCAUGUAAGGAAAGUGAAGCCAUGCUGCGUCCGCACGUUCCCGUUCGCAGACACGUCACAGGACAGUGCAGAUAGCUUGCAUUUUUAUGUUUGUUAAAGCAGCAAAUUUCUUCUCGCCUUUAAGGGCUAUGGUUGUGGUAUGAUCCUUGGCUAACCUGCUAUCAAAAUCAAGUUUUCUAUAGCAGAGCUUUAAUGCUAGCAUUUUGAAAGUCGAAUAACCAUGUGAAAUAAUUUGGAUUUAAAAGCAGAACAUAAAUUACAGAGUAGAAGGUAAGGGACAAAAGGCCCUUUUAUCUUUAAUUUUCCUGGACGAUUCAUAAAGGUUUUCUUCCGACUAUUUUCCCCUGAUUACUGAAGUGGCAAAUAAAGGUAGCGUGAAUAUUGUUUUGAAAAGGUGCUCCAGCUCUGACGUUUUUGAUUUUCAUAGCCCUGAUGUAUCUACCAUUUGCAUGACUGAUGGCACAGUAAAUACCUAUUCAUAAGUUUUACAAUCAAGUGUAGAAGGGUUUUCUACUAAUUUCAGAGUUAAAAAUGCUGAAGAGAUUACCUUGAGCUGGACCUCUGGAGGUAAAUUUGGCUUUCAGAACUGCGACCUCACUAAUCCUGUGAUCUCCAGACCGCCCCACAUUUUAUUGGUUUCACAGUCUCGUGCAAGUAACCUCUGGUCUCUGCGUGUACCUGGGAGAAGAGUGCGUGUUUGUGCGUGCAUGUGUGUGUAUUGUUCUAAGGAUUUGGCACAAGUCAGAGAGAAUGGCUUCCACUGCAGAAUGUAGUGCAUCAAAACCUUUUUUUUUUUUCCUUUUAAUUUAUUUAAGUAUUUUUCAUACAUUAUUGCAGUCAUUUGUAGCCACCUGUUUAGUAGCUGGCAUCAAACUUAGAGAAUAGAAAAAAGUUUGAUAGCUUAUACUUCUCAAGGGUGCGUGAACUGAAGAGAUAAGUAGGUAAAACCAGGCUGUGGUGGUCACAAGUCUUCGAAUUGUGAGUAUUUACAUUCUUCAAUAUAGCUUUGUAAUUCUAAUUGGGAAACACCUCAUGUGUAGAUCAAAAUGUUUAUUCAGUUUUAUUGAAACAAAUUAAAACACUAUGUAAAAGUUGAUUUGACUCAAACGUAGAAAAAUCAAAGAUUCAAGAAGUAUGAUUUAGCUACUGAAGAAGAAAUAUUUGUUAGUGAAUUGGUUGAGUUUUGAAGCCUCUAACUUUUCUGAGUAAUUCUGAUUUUUAGAAUUCCAUACUUAAUAGCAAUUUAUGACAACUAAGAUUACACAUAAGAAUCAUCUAUAAAGAUUCUACAGCUUCAUGUUUUGGGUUGCUAUUAAAAAAAAACACUAAACCAGUUGCCAUCGAGUCCGUUCCAACUCACAGCAACCCUGUAGGACAGAGUAGAGCUAUUCCGUAGGGCUUCCAUGGAGUGGCCGGUGGAUUCGAACUGCUUACCUUUUGGUCAACAGCCGAGCUCUUAGCCACUACACCACCAGGGCUCCUGGGUUACUAUAUGGACAUUAAAAUGAGUUCAACAAUAGAAAAAUAUGGCAAAAUGUAAGGUAGAAAAGAUUAUCUAAAAUUUUAGUUUUUAGUUAAAAAUGUAAGGUGGACUUUUACUGCAGAAGUGUUCAUAAGAACUGAUUUGGCUACCUGAGCAGCGUCCACACAGCCCUGCAUGUUUAGUGACAGCAUCACAGAGCAUUCAAGAAGGGCCAGUCCUCUUGUGUUUUACAGCUCAGCUUGGAUGAAUGAGUUGUGUUUGUCAAGAUGUUAAUAAAAAGCUUAAGAACAGGAAAAUUAAAUUUGUUGGCACAUGAAAUACUAAUAGUGGCUACAGAAGAAAGUCAGUGACCUUGGGUCACUAUUUAUUUUAUGCCCUGAUCAGACUAGCAACUAUGUAAGUGAAAGUUUUUCUAACAUGCCUUAAAAAUAUUAUGGUUUGAUCCAAAGACCCGCUUUUUCUUCAGCUGUCGUAAUAAGGUUCCGUUUUGUUCUUGUUUUCAUUUUACUUUUAUGCAGAGGCAGCAUUUUUUUUUUUUUUUUUAAGUUUUCUCCUUUUAAUGGUGCAACUCUUUAGUUCUUUUAAGCUGUGAUAGUGAUGGUAACUGAUGCUUUUCCGUUCUGUUCAACUUAGUAAAACAAGCCAGCAUCUGAUCAAAAGUAUUACGUAAAAUAUUUCUUAAACUAUUGAAAGGUGCUUUGAUGACUUCCUCCUUUCGUGUGUAGAAUUAGAAAUGAACUUUUGACCCCAUUGGCUACAGUUGCCAUCACUUUUCUGUGGUAAAACUACUGAUAUUUGGUUUCCUGCAUAAAGAAAUGUUGCCUAAGGAUGUCUGUCUGUUUUCAAGGGUUUUUUCUAGUGUGAAUGUCGCCUGUGUAUGUGUAAAUACAGAAGUGUUUUGUUUGUUGUCUUUUCAUUUCCUCUUGAGUUUUUUGUUAUCAGUAGUUCUGUGUUAGCAGUGGGUAAGCUUUAAUUGUCCGUCUCCUUAGCCAAUCAAAUGUUAAACAGUAUGGGGGUCUUAUUUUUGUUUUUAAGUGUCAUCGUGCAUCUGUUAAAUCUUGAUCAGGGUUUCAAGAAUGACUGCAGUGGGUUUUGGAAACAGACUUAUCAUUAUUGAUUUGGGGUUUCCCAGAGAUGAAUAUAGUUCACAGUUAAUUGUUGAGCUCUAAUACAACUGACCAUUUAAAAUUAAACAACAGUUUAUUGUUUUGUAACAAUGUCAGUUGUUAAACCUUGACAUGUCAGUUAAAACAUGAAUUGUAGUUAGAACUCGAUGCAAAUUCAACAGUUGUAUUUGGAGUUAAAUUAUUUUAACAAAUAAAUUUAUUUAAUGAAACUUCCUCUGGAUUUUUUCUUUGUACACGUUUGUGAGUGAAAUGUUUUUAUUAAUAUAUACAAAAAGAGCCAAAAAUUGCCAUAGGACGAAUUUAGUAUUUCUCAUAUAGAAAUCUGUAAGCUGAAUUAAGU
Loxodonta africana (African savanna elephant) is the source of this 4390-nucleotide messenger RNA. RefSeq names its product RAP2A, member of RAS oncogene family (gene RAP2A). Lineage: Eukaryota; Metazoa; Chordata; Mammalia; Proboscidea; Elephantidae. The record is from RefSeq and is a predicted model, not a curated record. Gene Ontology annotation, molecular function: GTP binding; GDP binding; GTPase activity. Gene Ontology annotation, biological process: negative regulation of cell migration; Rap protein signal transduction. Gene Ontology annotation, cellular component: plasma membrane. The coding region runs from base 12 to 563 and encodes 183 amino acids. The transcript is spliced from 2 exons.